Messenger RNA from Anoplopoma fimbria (sablefish), 953 nucleotides. RefSeq names its product mitochondrial ribosomal protein S34 (gene mrps34). NCBI's taxonomy places the organism in Eukaryota, Metazoa, Chordata, Actinopteri, Perciformes, Anoplopomatidae. The coding region runs from base 110 to 769 and encodes 219 amino acids. The transcript is spliced from 3 exons. Gene Ontology annotation, biological process: mitochondrial translation. Gene Ontology annotation, molecular function: structural constituent of ribosome. The record is from RefSeq and is a predicted model, not a curated record. Gene Ontology annotation, cellular component: mitochondrial small ribosomal subunit; mitochondrion.
GCAGCGCCGGUUUCCGGGGAGCCUUUUCGCAGCCGGACCGACUGAGCGGAAGUUGUGUUUCCUGCCUGUGGAGGUCAAGCAGAGCUGGUGGAGAACCUGAGCUGCAGUCAUGGUGAAGAAGAGGCGACUCCGUCUCAUAGCAGAGAUGGCUCGGAAGAUCCGGGCCUACCGAGAGCUGAAGUCCAGACCCCGAGAGUCCCAGAAAUACGCCCUGGACUACGAGAGCAUGAAGCGGCCUCUGACGGGGAAGAUGCUGCCGGUGCUGGCCUGGCAGGACGUCCGCAGGGAGAGCCGCCUCUUCUCCCUGCUGGCCGGCAUGAGGCUGUUCGGAGUGGGCCGCAUGUUCACCCGCAAGUCCUGGCUGGAGGACCACACAGAGCCCAGCUACUGGGAGGUCACCAAGGUCAAGGUGGACUACACCUCUGAGAACAUGGAUCAUGGCAGAGCAUGGGGGAUCCUCACACUCAAAGGAAAACAGGAGAAGGACGUCAAGGAGAUGGACAAGGUAAUGUACCACGACUGGCGCGUGGUUCCCAAACACAUGGAAGAGCAGUUGAAGGACUUUGAGCCGCUCCCUGAGCCACCCGUGCGCUACGUCCCCUACCCCCCCCUGGUCCGCGCCAUGAUGCUGGCCGAGCACAAGAAGCGUACUGGCAGCGUACUGGCAGAGGAGCCGGUCUUGCCUUUAAAGAGGGACGUCCUGCUCAACAAAGACUAUUUCCGCAAGCAGGAGCAAGAGACGCAGAGGACGGAGGGGACACCGGUGUGAUACUUGGGGUUCUGAAGAUGAAAAUCUUGGACGUUUUGGAUCAAAUCAGUGUCGAUAGAAGUUGUUUCUUCUCAAUGUCCCGAUAAAUCCUGGACUAAAAACACCUCUCUGCUAUUUUCAUCUGAAGAAGGCCUCUCCGAGUGUGAUAUGUAUUUGUGCAAUGUGGUAAAUAUUAAAUUUAAGA